Messenger RNA from Pelobates fuscus (common spadefoot toad), 2917 nucleotides. RefSeq names its product plastin 1 (gene PLS1). The coding region runs from base 495 to 2363 and encodes 622 amino acids. The record is from RefSeq and is a predicted model, not a curated record. NCBI's taxonomy places the organism in Eukaryota, Metazoa, Chordata, Amphibia, Anura, Pelobatidae. The transcript has 17 exons. Gene Ontology annotation, molecular function: calcium ion binding; actin filament binding. Gene Ontology annotation, biological process: actin filament bundle assembly; actin filament network formation. Gene Ontology annotation, cellular component: actin filament bundle; actin filament; cytoplasm.
ACCAAAUUGCAGGUGACAUCUUUACAGAGUUGCUGCAAGUAUUACAAAUCACAGCCCAUCUAUAUGCAUCCACAUGGCCCUGGAUGUUAGAUAAUCAGUGGACAGAGAGGGGAAGAAUCUGGUUCCCUUCACACAGCCAGACAAGUGGCUACACUUCAAGAACAUCCCUUCCCACAGCGUCUACACAUCACCAUGGCAAUGGUAUCAUCUGAACGUCACUGGAACCUGAUCCUUGGUAACUGCCAAUCAAGGGAAACAGUGCCUGACUAGCUCCUCCUUCCUAUUCCACACAUUACCUGUUAUUGGUUGGCAGAGAUGCCUUUCAGGUGGAAGGUUGAUUUCUGAGUGCAGGUGCUCAGCAGAUCUAUGAGUCUGGGGAGCUGAAAGUGUGACUUAGAUAAUUAUCAGCACAAGACUUAAUUCCAUGCAGAAUUUGGAGGACAUUCAGGUGCCAGGAGUAGCCGCUUCAAGUUCCCACUUGUCCUUCUCUGGAAAUGGCAAACAAUACAAUCACCAUUUCUAGAGAUGAAUUGGCAGAUCUGAGAGAAGCUUUUGACAAAGUUGAUAGUGACAAUAGUGGCUAUAUUAAUGAUUAUGAGCUACAAGAGUUAUUUAAGGAAGCAAACCUUCCACUACCUGGCUACAAGGUGAGAGACAUUAUUGAGAAAAUAUUUGCUGCUGCUGACCGCAACAAGGAUGGGAAAAUUGACUUUGAAGAAUUUGUGUCGUUGGUACAAGAACAGAAAAGUAAGGAUGUUAGCCGAACAUUCCGAAAGUCUAUCAAUAGAAGGAUGGGAAUAACAGCAAUAGGUGGGACAUCUUCUAUUUCCAGUCAAGGCACACAGCACUCCUAUUCAGAUGAAGAAAAAGUUGCCUUUGCAAAUUGGAUAAACAAAGCUUUAAAAGAUGACCCUGAUGUCAAGCAUCUAUUGCCAAUGAACACAGACAAUAAUAGUCUAUUCACAUCGCUCAGAGAUGGCAUUUUACUUUGCAAGAUGAUCAACUUUGCCCAGCCAGACACUGUUGAUGAAAGGGCCAUUAAUAAAACAAAACUGACAGCAUUCACUAUCUCGGAAAAUAUUAACCUGGCUUUAAAUUCAGCCUCGGCCAUUGGUUGUACAGUGGUCAAUAUUGGAGCCCAGGAUUUGAAAGAAGGAAAACCACACUUAGUGUUAGGUUUGCUUUGGCAAAUUAUCAAAGCUGGAUUGUUUGCGGACAUUGAAAUCUCCAAGAAUGAAGCUCUUAUAGCAUUGCUUAAAGAUGGGGAAACAUUGGAUCAAUUAAUUAAACUCUCUCCCGAGGAACUCCUGCUUCGUUGGGUGAACUACCAUCUGACCAAUGCUCAGUGGCCAAACAUAAACAACUUCAGUCAUGACAUUAAGGACUCUAAAGCUUACUACCACUUGCUGAGAGAAAUUGCACCCAAAGGUGAUGUUUUCAUCGACUUCUCUGGAUUUCAUGAAACAAAUGAUUUGAAGAGGGCACAUUGCAUGCUCCAACAAGCUGAAAAACUUGGCUGCAGACAAUUUGUUUCUCCAUCAGAUGUUGUCUCUGGAAACCCUAAGCUCAAUUUGGCUUUUGUUGCAAAUUUGUUUAACAUGUACCCAGCUCUGCAUAAAGUCGAUGGGUUUGAUCUGAACCACAUAGAAGGGGAAACCAAUGAGGAGAGAACAUUCCGAAAUUGGAUGAAUUCUCUAGGAGUAAACCCAUAUGUCAAUCACUUAUACAGUGACUUGACUGAUGCAUUAGUGAUAUUCCAGUUGUAUGAGCGAAUCCGACAGCCAGUGAGCUGGGAUCGUGUUAACAAGCCCCCAUUUUCAGCUCUUGGGGGACACAUGAAGAAGAUAGAGAAUUGCAAUUACGCUGUUGAGAUUGGGAGAAGUAAAGCCAGAUUUUCUCUAGUGGGUAUUUGUGGCCACGAUUUACAUGAGGGCAACCGCACACUCACUCUGGCAUUAGUGUGGCAGCUGAUGAGAAGGUACACUUUAAAUGUUUUAGUUGACCUGGGAGAAGGUGAAAGGAUUGAUGACCGAAUUAUCGUACAGUGGAUAAAUGAAACACUUGCUAAUGCAGGCAAGAAGACCUUUAUCACCAGCUUUAAGGAUAAAUCCAUUAAUACUAGCUUGCCUGUGUUGGAUUUAAUUGAUGCCAUCGCACCCAAAGCAAUUAAUCCAGAGAUGGUAAAAAGAGAAAACCUUUCAGAAUCAGACAAACUGAACAACGCAAAGUACGCCAUUUCUAUUGCUCGGAAGAUUGGUGCUCGGAUCUAUGCCCUGCCUGAAGAUUUGGUAGAAGUUAAACCAAAGAUGGUGAUGACAGUAUUUGCGUGCCUAAUGGGAAAAGGACUGAAUAAGUUAAAAUAAUGAAGUUCUUUAGUAUCUCCACCGUUUAAAUGCCAUGUUUAGUAUGCCAGAUGCCUCAUACUUUGGGUCAGUGUUUUUUUAAUACCAGUUUCCAAAGAUCAGAGAUCAGAUUUGUGGUGUUCCAUGCACGAGAACAGGCAUUAAAUGGUGAAAUUAACUUUACUGUUCUCAAGUCAGUAUAUUUUUCAAAUCUGAAUAGUUAGAUAUUGUGAGCUGGAGCUGAGGAACACUGUUGAUUUAAUCUUUAUUGAAUAAAAAAAAAUCAAACAAAAAACCUAGUUAAACAUGUAUGAGAGGUUUCAUUAAUGGGAUAUCAUUCUGUAUUAUAUACUGAGUAAUCUGUGAUUGCACCCCUCGGCACCCCAAAUGUUUUGGACUGCAUCUCCCCUCAUGCUUUGCCAGCAUUACGGUUGUAAGAGUAUUUUGGGAGAUGUAAUCCACAACAUCUGGAAUGCCUAAGGUUGCCUCCUCAUAAACAUUUUGGCUAUAUAUUGGUUCUCAACUCACUACAAUUUAAAGUUUAGUGAAUAAGCCCCAUAGUGUUGCUAGUAUCA